GGGAGCUUUGUCUUAGUAUUAUUUCAGCACAAAUCAAAGACAUUGAAUCUCACAAAAAAUGGGUCCAAGCUCGAAGAAAGCUUCAGCUAAAUCAGGUGUGACAAAUCACAUGAAGGGCUUCAGCCUCUGCAACUCAACCCUAAAAGUAAAUGGGCAAGUCAUCCUCUCCCAAGUCCCCAAGAACGUAACCCUCACCCCAUGCACCUACGACACCCACACCACCGGAUGCUUCCUCGGUUUCCACGCCACCUCCCCAAAAUCCCGCCACGUGGCACCCUUAGGACAGCUUAAAAACAUAAGCUUCACUUCCAUCUUCCGGUUCAAGGUUUGGUGGACCACUCUCUGGACCGGCUCCAACGGCCGCGACCUGGAAACCGAAACCCAAUUCCUCAUGCUCCAAUCCCACCCUUAUGUUCUCUUCCUACCCAUCCUCCAACCCCCAUUUCGCGCCUCGCUGCAGCCUCACUCAGACGACAACGUUGCGGUGUGUGUGGAGAGCGGCUCCAGCCACGUAACAGCCUCAUCAUUCGACACUGUCGUCUACUUGCACGCAGGGGACAACCCCUUCACGCUGGUCAAGGAAGCCAUGCGCGUCGUCCGGGCCCACUUGGGGAGCUUCAAGCUUCUGGAAGAGAAAACAGUUCCGGGAAUGGUGGACAAGUUCGGUUGGUGCACGUGGGACGCCUUUUACCUGACGGUGCACCCUGAGGGCGUCAGAGAGGGCGUGAAGGGCCUGGUUGACGGCGGUUGUCCUCCGGGAUUCGUCCUGAUCGACGACGGCUGGCAGUGCAUCAGCCACGAUUCCGAUCCGGAGAAGGAGGGGAUGAAUCAGACGGUGGCCGGGGAGCAAAUGCCCUGCAGGUUGAUUAGUUACGAGGAGAAUUACAAGUUUAGGAGCUAUAAGGAAGGGAAGGGGUUGAAGGGGUUUGUGAGAGAAUUGAAGGAGGAGUUUGGGUCGGUGGAGUACGUGUACGUGUGGCACGCGCUGUGCGGGUAUUGGGGAGGGGUGAGGCCGGGGGUGGCGGGGAUGGCGGAGGCGGCGGUGGAGAAGCCAAAGCUGACGGAGGGGUUGAAGGGAACGAUGGAGGAUCUGGCGGUGGACAAGAUUGUGAAUAAUGGGGUCGGGGUGGUGCCGCCGGAGCUGGUGGGGGAAAUGUAUGAGGGCCUUCACGCGCACUUGGAGAGUGCGGGUAUUGAUGGGGUCAAAGUUGAUGUCAUCCACUUGCUAGAAAUGGUGUGUGAGAAAUAUGGAGGGCGAGUGGAUAUGGCGAAAGCAUAUUACAAAGCUCUCACUGCUUCCGUGAGAAAACAUUUUAAGGGCAACGGCGUCAUUGCCAGCAUGGAGCAUUGCAACGAUUUCAUGUUGCUGGGAACUGAAGCAAUAUCCCUUGGUCGUGUUGGGGAUGAUUUCUGGUGCACUGACCCUUAUGGUGAUCCAAAUGGUACAUUUUGGCUACAAGGGUGUCACAUGGUGCAUUGUGCAUACAACAGCUUGUGGAUGGGCAAUUUCAUCCACCCAGAUUGGGACAUGUUCCAAUCUACUCAUCCUUGUGCUGCCUUCCAUGCUGCCUCAAGAGCCAUAUCUGGUGGCCCCAUUUACAUCAGUGACACAGUUGGGAACCACAACUUUGAGCUGCUUAAGACCUUGGCCUUGCCAGAUGGGUCCAUCCUCAGAUGUGAGCACUAUGCACUCCCAACCAGGGACUGUCUCUUUGCUGACCCUCUCCAUGAUGGCAAAACAAUGCUCAAGAUAUGGAACCUCAACAAGUACACUGGAGUUCUUGGGGUGUUUAACUGCCAGGGAGGAGGUUGGUUCCGUGAGAUUAGGUCCAACAAAUGUGCUGCUGAGUUUUCUCAUAGGGUAUCAACCAAGACCAAUAUCAAAGACAUUGAAUGGGAUAGUGGAAAGAAUCCAAUUUCCAUUGAAGGGGUGCAACUUUUCGCUUCGUAUUUCAGCCAAGCCAAGAAACUCAUCCUCUCAGCACCAUCUGAUGACAGUGAAGAGAUUUCCUUGGAGCCAUUCAAUUUCGAGCUUAUAACAGUUUCCCCUGUGACUGUCUUGCCUGGCAAGUCAGUGAAGUUUGCUCCUAUUGGUUUGGUGAAUAUGCUAAACACUGGUGGAGCAGUCCAGUCUUUAGCUUUUGAUGAGGGUCAGAAUUUGGUUGAAGUUGGUUUAAGAGGCACUGGGGAGAUGAGAGUCUAUGCCUCAGAGAAACCAAGAACUUGUAGAAUUGAUGGCAAAGAAGUUGAUUUUGAAUAUGAAGGGUCUAUGGUCAACAUUCAAGUACCAUGGCCUGGUUCUUCAAAAUUGUCCACUGUUCAGUAUGUAUUUUAAGCCUAGAAGUGAUUUCUUUUUAACUUUUGAAUGGUUGUCCACAGUGAAUGAUGUGAAAGGGCUUUUUCUCCCUUACUACCGAGUGAAAUAAUAGAGUGAUCUAAUAAUUGUAUCAAGAGCUAGAUUCCUUUUUAUUCAAUGAAAGCCAGUUUUUCUUGAGUGUA
This is a messenger RNA of Glycine soja, 2499 nucleotides long. RefSeq names its product galactinol--sucrose galactosyltransferase. The record is from RefSeq and is a predicted model, not a curated record. Gene Ontology annotation, molecular function: galactinol-sucrose galactosyltransferase activity. The transcript is spliced from 5 exons. NCBI's taxonomy places the organism in Eukaryota, Viridiplantae, Streptophyta, Magnoliopsida, Fabales, Fabaceae. Bases 59 to 2335 code for a protein of 758 amino acids.